This is a messenger RNA of Colletotrichum higginsianum IMI 349063, 1095 nucleotides long. Its product is annotated as Ubiquitin carrier protein. The record is from RefSeq and is a predicted model, not a curated record. NCBI's taxonomy places the organism in Eukaryota, Fungi, Ascomycota, Sordariomycetes, Glomerellales, Glomerellaceae. The coding region runs from base 1 to 1095 and encodes 364 amino acids. The transcript is spliced from 2 exons.
AUGCAGUUGAAACACUUCGCCGGCGCCGUCUACAAGAGGGCUUUCGACGAAACGCCUCAUCAAGCCGAGCUGCCCGCCUGGACUUACGCAGUCUACUUGGCCGACUUCCUUGUCUUCCUCCCCCUCAUCCUCUGGACGACCUACACCCUCCACCAGAUCUACCCCAUUUUCGCAAUCGUCGAGGACGAGAACCCGCCCGCUUACGACCCCGUCAACCUCGCCGAAGAUGACGGCGCCAUCCUCUCCGCCGGCCCGGAGGCGCGCCCCGACGGCCCCGUCCCAAUCACAAAGGACGUCACCGGCGGCCGCUCCACCACCGUGACCUCGUCCAUCCGCUCUAUCCACCGUCUGCUGAAGACCCACGGUGGCUGGCGUGCAAACUUCCGUGGCUUCCCCGUCUACCUCGUCCAGAGCGCCGCCACCACCGCCCUCUUCGGCAUCUUCUCCGCCUUCUUGCCAGACAUGCUCGCCUCCCUCGCGACCCUUCUCGCCGCUCUGUCCCUCGUCCAGCUCAGCACCGCCUGGGUGCACAUCAUCAUCACCCCGAGCAGCCCCCAGCACUUCUGGCAGCGCUUGCCGCCCUUCAAGCGUGCCUUCGACGCCACCGCCCGCCCCGUUGCCGCCCAGUGGUUCGCUGAGCAGCUUGCCACCUGGGUCCCCAUCGCCAUCGGUUGGGCCAUCGGCAUGGACCUGCCCAACAUGCAGUACGGCGGGUCCGGAUCGAACACGCCCCAGUUCCACACCUCGGACGCCUGGAAGAGCAUCGUUGUCACCCUCAUCAGCAUCGCCAUCCAGAUCAUCGUUGUCAUCCCCGCCCAUGUCGUCCUCGUCCGCGUUCAGGCCUCGCUCCUGCCCGAGGAGGCCAACACCAUCAUCCCCUUUGACCGCUCCUUCGAGGGCAAGGUCGAGCCCCGCGUCGUCGGCGGCAAGGGCUACGCCACCAUGGACGACGCAUGGAGCGGCUUCUCCCGUUCCGCCUGGAAGCGCCUCGUCAUCCUCUACGCCAAGAUCUUUGCCGUCACCUUUGCCGCCUUUUUCUUCAUGGCCGCCAUCAUCCUUCCCCAGGUCAUUCUCAUCAGCGCGCAUGCUAAAUAG